Molecule: messenger RNA, 13981 nt
Organism: Pocillopora meandrina
Lineage: Eukaryota; Metazoa; Cnidaria; Anthozoa; Scleractinia; Pocilloporidae
Source: the annotation of a GenBank genome assembly
CUUAUUCCAGAUUUCAAUCUCACUUCCGGUGCAUUCCGCAAGGGAUCACGGGACUAAGCUUUCAGUUUUGUAGGAAGUAGCGGGGAUUACAGUCGCUGAGGAGAAAAUCUUGCCUAUAUUUCCAUCACACCACUCUAUGAUAGUCUUUGGCUUCUGGAACGUGUUAUAAUUCAGUUCUCUCGACCUCCUUCCCGUGGCAUGUGACGUUUUGAGCGCGCGCAAAUCUUUUCACUGUGAACGACUUGUGGUGAAGGUAUGCGGUAAAGUAAAUAACUUAAUGUGCCGUGUGUUCUUUCAGGGUGGUAUAUUUUUACCCUUUAAUCUUUGAAUAAGCCCCGUCUUUGGAAGCCAUAUGCUAGAAGAUACUUGAUCAACUACAGAUGCGCAGAAAAUCAAAUUUGGCUUCUGCUUGCUCGCUUCUACUUUUGAUCUCACUUCCAGCUGUUAUCCCCUUGUGUCGACUUUUUGUCUUUCAUGAAGUUUUUUAAAGUAAAUAAUAUAGACCACAUUCUUGUCACAAGAUGCUGGUGUUAAAAACAAAACCAAAGUACUUGCAGCAUUGUUAAACAAAUUUUUGUUCGUAAAAUGCUUAGCGCGUUCAAAAACAAGUUGACAUAAAAUCAAUUUGUUCUUUUGCCAAUAUUGACGUUUACCCUGAAGGCUUAAAAUGCCUAGAUUGAAGUGCUUCAGUUGGUUUCUGUUUCUGACUGAAGUUGUCCUGAAACUGAGAGUUUUUGUUAUUGUUUUUUUCCGUUCUCUUCUCAGGAUUAUCUCGGGCGAGGAAGGUUGUCUCUGAAACUAUUUUGGGUUUAAUUUUCAUGCUUUUAUUUGCACGAACAAGAAUCAUGUUUGCGUGUCUUGCGUUGAAAAAAUGUUAAAUUGUAACUUGCUAAUUGUGACCGCGAAUAUUUCAUUUUUCUGUGAGAGUCAUGAUAAGUGCCACAAAAUUUGUCUUAUUCACUGCAUAUUUAUAUUUGUUCACGGCUUUAUCUGACCUUAAACUGAUCUAAUCGAGGGUUUAAAGGGAUUGGAGAAUGAAGCUGACUCUUUCAACAUAAGCAAUCUUCCCAGAGCCCACAACGAGCAAAUAGCACGCUGUGGAAAUUUUAAUUUUGUAUUCAAGAACACAAUAUUAUUCGGAAAAUAUUUACUCUGAGAAUUUGCGUGUGAAGAAGUCGACAAUUUUUACAGCUUCAAUGUGAGCGCACGAAAAUGAAAGUUUCUCAUGCGAAAAGAGGUCAACAAAGGUGGAAUACGAUUUGUUGGUGAUCAUAUCAUUUUGGCGAGGACUUAACGAUGGUAGUUAUAUUGUUUUGGUUUCUUUUGGGUUCUCGCCCACCAUUUCAUGGAGAACGAGGUUAUUUAUAGCAGUGGUGUUACCUCGUUCACCUCCUUAAAAGGGAAAUUCUGUAUGUUUAUGAUUAUUCAUGAAUUUUCAGCUGACGUUAUUUAUGCUUUCAAACGUAUUGGAUGACUCUAAUUACCCUGGUACACAAAUUAACAAACCAAGUCUAUCUCUCUCGUCAGAUCUUCACAUCUGUCUUUCCCAGACAUAGCAGAAAUUUUAAGGAAACAUACAAGUCACUACGUGUUUUUAUCAGUAUUCUGAUAUAAGCUUUAGUCACUUAGUACUCUGACAUCAUGAAAUCAAGGAUAAAGAAUAUUUUAUUAAAGAAAAGUUACUGUUUGCUUUUAAUUACUUUUUUUUAAUUUUAACAUCUUACAUCACCUCAGAAAUUGAAAUCAAAUGUCAGAAUAAUAUACUACCAGCACAUUGAUAAAGAAUGUUCAAGGGAAUGUUGAAUCAUAGAAUUUACUUUUAGGUGGUUCAUAGUGAAUGCAUAUUGUAGUGUAAGAUUCUUGGGCUCAAAAAUUAUAUGAAUGGGAGAAAUGUUGGCCUGGAUUCCAGAUUCCACUUGUCUAGAUCAGAUUACAGAAAUAAUUGUUAUUCUCUUGCGAAAACUAGAAUUGUCCUGACAAAAUCAAAGGACAAAUUUUGCCAUGACAAAUUUUUGUUUCCUCUGUUGCAUCCGCAUUGAAAAUUUCAAAGCUGUAAAAUUCUGUCAAUACCUGAUCUGUUUAUAAGACUGGCUAGCAUAGUUUGCCAAAGGAUUCCGUCUCUAAUUUCCAACAGUUUAUCCUAGGUCAUUUUAAAAUUUCAGAAUCCCUGAGUCGUGCAACUUGAGGCAAUUUAAACCUUUCUAGUAGACAGAUUUCAGUUCAAUUACAUGCUGGUUGUAGCUUUUACUACAAAUGAUCAACAAGUUUAUCAUGGUUUUGUUUGUUUAGUCAAUUUUGUCCAGUUUUCACCUGGGACAAAUUAUGUUGCUGGUGCGUUGAGGACUUGUCUGCUCUGGCCAAAAUCUGUCAAGUUGUAACAAACCAUCUGCACUUGUGAAAUGUUCAUGAGGACAGAGAAUUUGUCUAAGUAAACAACCUUUUGGCUAGAGUGGAAAGGCCUUUUGUCAUUCAUUCCAUGAUAACAGAAACACAAUUUAGGCUUGAUUUCUGUCAUUCUUUAGAGCCCAGUUACAAUGUAUCUCUCCUCCCAGAGAGGACUGGAUAGGAUAGCAGCCCGCCAUGUCUGAUUUAACCAUCUCCAGACAUUAUUGUUUCAAAUAAUGUGAUUCAUAUAUUUCAUUGGCUUUUGAUAUAUUAAACUAUUUUGAUUUUGAUGUUUCUUUGUUUUGUAUCUUGACUGUCAUUGUCUUGAAAAUAUAUAAGGUUUGGGAAAGUAUGAAGAAAGCAAAUAUUGAACUACAAAGAAUACUAGACUUGGAAUAUUUUUUAAUGAAGAAAAAUGUUUAAAAAUAUGCACAUACUCGAGUGUGGGCAAAAGUAAGGUUAUAAUAAGUGAGAAUUUUACCAAAUGUGAUUGUGUCGAUUUGAAGAUGUCAACAUUCAUGCAAUCAUGAUAAGUGUUGAUACUUGGUUUUCAGAAAAAAAUGUGUUGUUAAGACUUGAUUAGUAAGACAGUAAUUAAUUGAUAAGCAAAACAGCAACAUACUUACAAGGAAUCUUUCAAAACUUGAAAACAACUUUAUUACCAAAUGUUACUUUCUUUUGCAUAUUAUUUGGUUCAGUUGUGUUUGAGGAAGUGAACAACAGGAAAACUGUUGUCUUUGAGGCAGGAAAUUAUGCAUGUAGGGUAUUUGGUGAGGAAUGUGAUCUUUUUUGGCUGUUAUUCAAAGCAUCAGUCGCAAUUUUUUUUGUUUAUUUAGUAGUUAUGUAAGACUGCUUUGUGACUAAUUCUUGUCCACUGUGUCAAUUUUAUUUUCUCUGUAAACAGUGUUUAUGUGGAUUAAGGUGGAUUUGAAUACCAUGUAACACACAAAGUAUUUGUGUUCAGUUGAAUUUUUGUUUUUGUUUUUCUACUUGCAGAAUGGUGUGAUUAUUAUAAGGCAAAGAUGAAUAUUUCUUUGUGGAGUGUGUUACUUUUGGCAAGUGUCUUUUUUCUGUCUGGAGGAUGUCAUGAAGGUAAGUUCUGUUUUGGAUCAUCUCAGACAACUAAUUGAAUUGUAUUCCCAGUCCUAAUUGUAUGUAUUCACUUAAAUGCAGCUUUCAUGAUAUUAAAAGAUGAAUAGCACAUCAAUUAGACCUGUUUUCCUCUGCAAAGUGCGAUACAUGUGUGGUUUGACUAAUUAAAAACAGAUACAGAUGUUUAUGUAUGGCUCAUGAAAGGGAAACAUGUGAGCAACAAGUAAACUUGACAUUGUUCAUGCAACACAUAACUUCAUUUACUGCUGGCUAUUUUAAUUAGGAGGAAGGACCAGGAAGGAACCUCCACCCUCCCCACUGAAUUUAAUGAAUCAAAAGUGCCUAUGAAUUAAAACAUUUUCGGCCAAUUCUUGGCCAAGGAAAAAAAACAACAACAACAACAAAAAAGAACAAAGAAACACAUGGCCAAUGCUACACUGAAUCAUAAUUUUAAGAGAACAUUUUUGUUUUGGGGUCUAAAAUAAUCCCUAAGAAGUCCUGAGAACUGGUACCCAUGAGCAGCCCUUAUGACAUUACAACCCAUUCAAAUCCAUUUGCCUAUUAUACUGAGCACGAGUCAAGUAUGGGUUGAUAUUACUUAGGUUUAUUGUUAUGCAAAUGUGUACAAACAGGCUUAACUGUUUCACUCCCAAGAUCUCAUUUUCCUUAAAGUCUGCAAUAACAAUUGUUAUGAUGUUGAUUAGGAGAAUUUGGAUCAACUGAUGAUCCCCUACUUUAUAUUUUUCUUUAUUCUAUACCUUUUCUGCUUGAUAAUGCAUUGAUAUUGUAAGGAGAACUUCUGUCUUGGUCACUCAUGGGAGGUAGAAGGUUAACAGUCUUUACAAAAUGAUGUUCUUAAUAAUGCAAUAUGGUUGCAAUGGUUGGCUCUUAUCUUUUGUUUGGCUUUAAUCCUUUAACUCCAAAGAUCUGAUUGUUAUUACUUCCCUCUAGCUGCUAUACAUUUCCUUGUAAAUUCAGUUACAAGAAUUUGGUGUUAGAUCAAUUAAACAACUGCUGACUGAUAUGUCUGAGUAUUCUCAUUACCUGUUUGCUGCAUGAUGUAUGGAUAUUAUAGAGAGAAGUUGCACUUUAAUCACUUCUGGGAGUGAAAAGGUUUACACAAUUAAGCUCAUAUUUUGUCACUAGGCUGCUCCAUGACAGCUUGAUAGCAAUACCAGAAAACUUAUUUUCUGCUAGUGAUAGAUUUGAUUCUCAGGUGCAAACCAUUAUUUCAUUAUCAAAGCAUUUGAAGUGAUGAUCCUCAUCUCUUUUUACAGGCCUUAGGAAUGAAAGCACAUCUUACAUUUGUAUUGUGCAAGGGUUCAUUAAGCUAUUGCCUCAAACCUGCAAACAUGAAUCUCUCUUCUAUUAUAAUUAUAAAUAGUUAUAUGAAUGAAUACAUUUCUUCAAAAUGAUUGGCCAAGAGUACUGCACAUUUUUGGAAUGAGAAAACUUUAAAAAUAGUAAAAGAAAAGGCAAAUUUCAUUCAAUAGGUACUUCAAAAACAAAAUCUGAGUCCUAUAUAGUUGAGUUUUGUAGGUACAAACCUUUUUUGAGAGUAUCUCACCUUGGUAAGGAUACUUUGACAAAUAUAGUCAAGGACACAUGCACUGUAUCAGUUUUAAAUCAACAAGCCAUUUUUGUGGCUACUGCCUCAUGUAGAGGCAAAGUCACUCAUGUCAUCAAAGUUAGUGAGAUAUUAAGAAUUUUUUGCUGUGUCAUGGCAAAAACUGAAAAAGAUUUUAUCUUUGGAUUUACAUAAUUUGUUCAUGUAAAGGGUAAAAUAUUCUCCCUUCAUUGAAAAUUUUUUUUUUAAGUUUCAUGAUAUUUUUGCAAUGAAAACUAUUGUUUUGUAUUGCACGCAAUCCUGAAAUGAUUGUAGGACAUUUAUCAUCUUCUGCUGUCAUCUGUAGUGUCAUAGAAAGCACUGAAAACAUCAAUGUGCUCGUGGCUAUAAGCCAGAAAUUACAAAAGGAGAGAACUCAACUGUGUAUUGAGUUUGAGUGUAAACCUACUAACUAAGAUACACCGAAACAAACAAUAAGUAGCACUGGGAGUUGUCAAUGCCAUCUCAGUGAAAAGGAUGAAAGCCACAGAGAAGGAAAUGACAUAAUUUGAUGGUAGAUAUCUUUGAAAUUUCACCUAUAUAUAGAAAAAUUUAGCCCAAGAUCAAUAAAAGAAUAGCUACAGCAAGUAAAAUAAGAGUCCUUACAAAAUUGUUAUUAUUCUCUGCAGAUUGUUUGUUGCCUUUGGGAAUGGAAGAUGGUCGUAUCAAGGAUGAAAACAUUCGUGCAAGGUCUUUUCUACCACUGGCUAGUCCUACUAAUGCUAGAUUGAAUCAUUCUGAAGAAUAUGGAGGGUGGUGCCCUGAUCAGACGCAAUAUAAAAAUAAUACAGCUCCAAUUUAUAGAGAGUUCAUACAAAUUGAGUUUGGCACUCUUUUACGAGUCAAAGGAAUUGUGACACAAGGUCGUGCUAAUGGAGCUGAAAGAGUGGAGCAAUACUGGUUUAGUUAUCUUGGAUCAGAGGGGACAUAUGAGUGGUAUUAUGAGGGCAACAGCCACAGAUUGGAGGUAUGUGCCAAUAAAAUACCAGAUACUUUUGAUACAAUUUUAUAUGGAUUAAAUAUGAGCAACACAAUGGGAAGCUAUUAAGGGGCAACACAGUAAAGUGGUUAGAAAACAGGCAGCUGUACUUGUAAUCUGGUGGCUGCAAACUCAAGCCCUCCCCCUUGCCACUCACUGUAUUUUUCCUCAUCUCUGCAGUGUAACCCAGAAUCAGCAGGUAUAUUGCUAUGGAAUUGUUUGUAUUUUCAGAAUAAGUGACUGAUUGUGUGAAACUUUGUUUGGAAAAUGUUGAGUGAUUAUUUGAUUCCAAUGCUUUGGUCAUACAGUUGUCAUUGUCAUAAAUAACAAUUGCUCAGAUUGAGUUUUCCUGGCCUAGGCUUCCAUUUUUAUUGAACACUCCCACAUCUCAUCUAAUUUUGAUUAUGUGUUUGGUGACCUUCUUUGACUUACAUUUAUCACUUCUUCGCAGAUCUUUGAAGGUAAUAGUCAGCAGAAGCCUCAGAAAAAAAACAUACUGAGGCCACCAGUUGUAACAGGUGCCAUCAGAGUUCAUCCACAGAUAUUUCCAGAAAAACAAGUUUGUCUGAGGCUUGAGCUCCUCGGCUGCUCACUGAAAAAUGGUAAUUGAAGAAGUGUUACAGUUUUAUUAUCCUGUACUCAUCUGAUCUUUCAUUUGAUACACAGUGUGGGAAGUCUUUUGUAUAGCAAAUGUAGUGAUAGAGCUUCACAUUAACUAAUGAGCCAGCUAACUUUACCUUUGAAUAACCAGCUUUGGUUUUUGGUUUUUCAAAUUUUUGCUCACAAAAUUAUCUUUUGCAGCCCUUAUCCUAGAUCAACAAUCAAAAUAAACUUGUCAAAAUGCUCAACUGUAUUUUGUUAACUCUGGCCAUCUGCUCUUUGUGUCAAUCAAUUUAUUUUGCGAAUAAUAGGUCACUAGAAGGACACAUCACACACAAGAAUUUUAGCACCCACAAACUUAAUUUAAACAUUGAGGGUUCCAGCAGCAAACUUUAAUUUUUUAUUAACUUUUAAUCCUUUACACCCCAAGAUCAGUAUGCAUAUUAUCCACACUGUUCUUUAUACAUUUCCUGAGGUGCUGACAAGGAGAAUUUGUGUACCAAUCAAAAGGUUCCUUUCCUGGUGACCAUUUCCUUUAUUCUCUUGACCUUUAAUGUGUGAUUCAGUAGUGAUAUUGUAGGGAGAAAUUAGAUGCUAACCACUCUUAGGGGUUAAAGGGUUAAACAAAUAAUCUUUAUAGAGUAUACUAGGUUCACAAAAAAGUGGUUUACAAAAGGGUCCCCCUAAAAAGAUGAAAAUCUAAAAAACUACCAUCAAUAAUUAUUGUAAAUAGGAUAAAUAAGAUAAGAAACCAGUUAAAAGGUAAAGUUUCUUGUACUGUUGUUUUUUUUUCUAUAAGAAAGGUAUCAUAAAUUUCACCAAUGCUUUGCAUGAAUUGGUUGAAAUAAGUUUCCAGUUCAAUCUACUUUAUUCACUUCUGGAAAGAAACAAAACAAUUCAUUAUGGGCUUGCCUUACUGUAGUUUUACUUGCCCGUUGAAGGCACUUGGGUGAUUGCUGGUGUCAAACACUUGAUGAACCUCAGUAUCUUAAAUCUUUCUUCAGAAACACUUCAACUUUAUUUUCUGACUAGAAUUUAGGCGUUGUAAUCUUCAAUUGUUCAACUGUUGCAGUUAUGGUCAAAAUAUGGGAUGAUAUUUCUUUUUCCUUUUUGCCUCAUGACUGGUUUUCCAACUUGAUUUAACUUGAAUUUCCUUUCACUAAUCAGGAAUUGUCUCAUAUGAGACUCUUCAAGGUAAUUUGAUGAGAGAGACCUACAAUUUCACUGAUUCAAGUUAUGAUGGUUUGGUCAAAGACAACUCCUUGUUCCAUGGCCUUGGAAUGCUAACUGAUGGUCAUCUGGCUCCUGCUGAUUAUGCAAACACUAGUGGAGUGGGUUGGAUUGGCUGGAAUGCUGAGGAUACUCCAGAUCCGUACAUCAGGUUUCAGUUUUUGAACACAAGAAUCUUUCAUUCAGUGACCAUUCACUGUAAUGUCAGGGAUGAAGCAGACGUCCAGUUGUUUUCUAACGUUACAAUUAGAUUUGGUGAAGAUGUUGCUACAUUUGACAAGUCACUGUCUUUCAAACCAAAGCAAAUUUCAAGUGGGUUAGGAUGGAAAAACUACAAUGUCACAAUUGACUUGUGCAAACAUGUUGGGAAGUUCAUGGAGUUAAAAUUUACUCAUGCUGGAAACUGGAUAUUGAUCAGUGAAAUUUCUUUCAAUUCAGGUAAGUUUUUAUGUUUUUUUUUUUUUGAAAGGCAUAUCUGGACUGUUUCCUUCCAUUGUUGGAAGCACAAUGCCUCUUCAAGGGAGUGAUUUUAUUUUUGCCCCUUUUGGGUUUGAUGAUGUUUUACAGCAUGAUAUCUUAGUUAACCAAGUGUGUUAUUAUUAUUGAACAGCUCUCAGUUGGUUUGUUAGCUCAGUUGGUAGAGCGCAGUGCACUGGUAUUGCAGAGGUCAUGGGUUCAAAUCCUGUACGGGCCUGAAUUUUUUUCUGGUCUUAUUUCAAUUACUAGUUCAAUAGUGUUCACAGCUGUGAGGAUCUCUUAUAUUUUGUUUCUUCACCGCAGUGCACAUAUAUGAUUUUCAUAUCUCUACAAUCAUUAUUCAUCACUUGGAUGGUUUAUUUGGACCCAACAUAAUGGCCAGCUCCCAGUUGGCUUGUUAGCUCAGUUGGUAGAGUGCUGCACUGGUAUUGUAGAGGUCAUGGGUUCAAAUCCCGUAUGGGCCUGGAUAUUUUUUGGGUCUUAUUUAAACUGCUAGUUCAGUAGUGUUCAUAGCUGCGAGGAUCUCUUAUAUUUGUUGCUUCACCACAGUGCACAUAUAUGAUUUUCAUAUAUCCACAAUCAUUAUUCAUCUGCUUGAGCAAUAUUUGCGCAAUAUGUGAUACACAGGCAAGGCUUUUUCAUUUUCAUUCUAUGCUUUGUGUGCCAUUCACCACUCUGCUUGCUUCGAAACUAUGUUUCAACAUAAGCAUUUGUGUUUGAAAUUUUGCCAGCUAGCAAAGCUGUGCUUUCAGACUAUUGAGCUCGAUUAUAUAUACUUGGCUGUCUAACUGAUUUAUUUUGAGUGCAUUAUAUUUUGCACAUCAUUUUUAUUGUGUCCUUUAUUCCUCUUGAACUGAUUAAAGUAUUUAAUUAUUCAGUGGAAUUAAAUAAAAAACGUGAGAGGAAAUUGAAUGCUCAUGGAACUGAGAAAGAAGUGAGACCUUAGACCUUACUUCUUCUAUGUCAAUUUUUGCUUAGGUUGUAUUUUAUGUUAAAGUAUUUUCCUUUUGUUGAAGCUAAGAGUAGUCUUUGUGGUGAGUUAAUUUGCUGAUAUAAUGCACAUUCUCAUACCUUUUUUUCCAGAUCCUCUUGGGAAAAUCUCGCCUCCAUUACCCGAAUGUGCUUCCAUUCCCCCUUUGUUCACAAGACCUCCCACUGAUCUAAGAAACGAUAUCAGCACUAGCAGUCCAUCAGAUGGUGUUAAAGGAAAGACAGGUAUGAUACUGUCUGCGCUUUCCUACAUCCUAUCACCUACCUUACUCGCAGUCGUUAGGGAGGGAAGUUUAUUAAAUAAGAAUCAGAAGUGUGGUGAUUAGCACAUUCUACGUGGUGAGUGACUUUCAAAACCACCCCCAAAAAAGUGAGCAAAAUAAGGCUGACAGUGUGCUACAUUUCCCGUUUCCAUGACGCAGUGGGAAAGAGCAGAGCCAUCUGCUUUCCUCACACGACUUAGCCGGUGACUUAGCAGAUUUGGACCCCCUCUCCCAAGACCAUUUCAGAUUUGGACACCCCCCCCCCCGAUUUGGAUCUCCGAGUCCAUUUUGACCUUUGGUUCAAAUGCGCAAGCAGAAAUGGACCCCGGGGUCCCUCGCUAGCUUCGCCGAUUUGGACCACCUCCUCCCCUGUAAAAUACAAAUGGUCAUACUGCUAGAGUAGACAUGCAAAAAAUACUUGAGAAAAGAUAUCAACCGGAACUCUUUUCUUCGAUAUUUAGGAAAAGGGACUGUCACUGGAAACGGUUCUUUGAGCGGUGGUGUAAUAGCGGCAAUCAUCUGUGCCGUCGUAGCAGUCCUUGUGGCUGUUGCUUUGUUCAUUUGCUGCAAGCGUUACCCUCAUUGGUUCUCUCAGCGUGAAAAGCCAUUCAACUCCUUCAUCAAAGUCGAAGUUAAGCCGUACGCGCGUCACCAUACGCCGCAGCGCGUUUCUCGACUUGAUAGUACAACAAGUGAAAACGAAGAAAAGAGGUACAGCUUCAAGAACAAUGUGUACAAUGAGGCAGGGGGAAAGCGUGGUGCAGAGGUUACCAUAUGUCCUAUAUAUGCUAGUAUACAGGGUGAUCUGAACAAAGGCACUAUGAAAAGCGACGAACAGAACAACAUACCAAAGGGUGAAAGACUUUACUCUGAACACAAGUCUUCAAAGAAAGGUGUGUAUAGAAAAUAUUAACCCUUUAUCUGCUGGAAGGAAUAAGUUUCUUCCCUCUACGGUAUCAGUACAUUAUCCCAUAAUGAAUUGAUGAGUAGCAAAAAACUGAACUGCGGGUGGUAUUUUGAAAUAUAAACCAAUUUUCAAAGCUAAGUUACGAGGAACUAUGUUGACGGUGUUGCCAACCAAAUAAAAUUUGUUUGUACGUUUAAUACAAAUCUCCUUCUCAUUGCGUUCGUGUUCCUUACAACACUCGCGCGGAAGGCCAUGUUUUAAGAGAAAAAGAAAGGCUGUUAAUACUCUAUACUGUUCAUCAUCUAUUUUUGUCUUUGUCUCUCUGCAGUCAAACCUCCCAUACCACCCCCACUGAAGCCGCCUGAGCCUCGUUCUGAGGUAAUUUAUGCCGAACCUAAUACUCCUCUACUACCUUCACCUACAAAUGGUGGAUCUCCCAAAGCCGCAAUAGCCCAAAGUCUUCCUCAAGUAGACGUAACAGAGGAAUCAGAUGUUGCAUAUAAUGACUAUGCCGAGCCGGACUCCCCAUGCGAAAAAAAUCGCUUGAUACCGGAUUCUCCCAAACCUAGAGUUGUCAGCGGGUAUGCUGAUCCUAUCGAUGUCAUUUCUCCCACAUCAGUGACUACUUUCCCAAAUCCUAUUUACGAGGAGAUUUACUCCGAGCCAUUUCAGGGCGUAUCGGGCACCAGUUUGUAUUGUAAUCCUGACGAGGAGCUAAACUUUAGACCCAGACUGGACACAUUCAAGGAACUGCCUCGUCACAAGCUUCACUUCAAAGAAAAGAUCGGUGAUGGACAAUUCGGUGAGGUGCAUAUUGGAGAGGUUGAGCGAUUGGGAGACAUUCUGGGCGGGGAGUUCAAAAACAGUUCUCAUACAACAGUGGCUAUUAAAACUCUCAAGCUGAACGUUGAUAAGAACAUUAAGGAUGAUUUCUUUAAAGAAGUGAAAGCCAUGGCGGGGCUGAAGCACUCAAAUGUGAUUCGGUUGUUAGGUGUGUGUCGGGAUGAUCCCAUGUGUAUGAUAGUUGAGUACAUGGCCAAUGGCGACUUAAAUCAGUUCCUGAAAGAAAAAGAGCAUACGCCCAGCUUGAAUGAAAGCGAGGGGUGGCAAGAUGUCGGACAGUAUAUCUCUUCUCAAGCUCUGUUUUACAUGGCAAAGCAAGUGGCCGCAGGAAUGAAAUACAUAUCUUCGUUAAAUUAUGUGCAUCGUGAUCUGGCCACGCGUAACUGUUUGGUGGGACACGCAAACACCGUCAAAAUUGCUGACUUCGGAAUGUCAAGGAACUUGUACUCUAAACAUUAUUAUCGCGUCGAGGGACGUGUGAUUUUGCCAAUACGAUGGAUGGCGCCCGAAUGUAUUCUACAAGGUAAGAGGUGGUGGCAUAGUAUACCACGAGUCCUCGGAUUAGUGCCUGGGGUUUAUCUCGAAUUUAGGGUAAGACGGGGGGUUCAGAUGUGAUCGUUUUUUGUGAUACAGCGUCAACGACAGCAAAAGCGGUGUAUUGAUACUAAGGGCAGAUUCUUAAGUUUCACAGCGGCUCAAUUGGGACUCGUAAUUAGUCCUCUAAACUCAAGGUGUUUACCAAGUGGAUCAUAUUCGGUAUAACUUUGCAAGGGUGGACGAAAUUGAGGAAAUUCGCCGUUGUUAUACGUUUGUUAUUGUCUGAGCGUUUGGCCAUUAUACUGUGGGAGCAAAGGAGGUAGUUAUUUUAGAGGGGGUGGGGUGUAUAUUUUGAAUUUUGGUCGAUAGGAGAGGCACUCGUUCGAUGGGAGGUGUUAAUAUGGAACGGUAAUUUAGGUGGUUGGUUACGACCAAUUUUACAGAGAAGCGUGAGAUUUACUGAGAUCGGACGAUAUUUUCUGAAAGAAAACGAGACAUGCCGAGAAUGGGCUCCAGGGAACCCUUACGACGCAUACAGAGGCGUACAAGUUUCAACUAGAUAAAUGCGGAGGAGAAAGCGAUUCAUCUCACGUGUUUUUUGCUUAUUUCAUUUACAUUCAUUUCACAAAUGUGUCGAUAUUUUCAGGUCGUUUUACAACGUCUAGUGAUGUGUGGGCGUUCGGAGUCACUCUAUGGGAGAUACUCACUCUUGCUAAAGAAUAUCCUUACUCGGAACUCACCGACGAGGAAGUCAUUGAUAACGCGCAGAAGAUUUUCCAUGGAACGGGUACGCCCUCCAUUCGGUUACCUCAGCCGAAGACAUGUCCAGACGAUCUGUACCAGGUCAUGUGCCGCUGUUGGACAAGAGAAAUGGAGGAGAGACCCUCUUUCAUGGAACUACACAGCAGUAUAGCAGAGCGUGUGCGACUCAGUGAAGUCAGUAUGGAAUGUUAAAGUGCACAGAGAGGGUUGAUGUUUGAGUACCAGAGGACAGUUUUGAUGUGCGCCGAACAGUUUGUCGUUAACUCUGUUCACGUAGCCGGACCGAAUGCUAGUAUUUAGAAAUGGCCCCGGCAUCAAAGCAGUAGUCCUGACUUUGCGCAGCCAAGAUAUGAUUGCCUUGGAGACAAACCUAGACCAACAAGUGAAACAUUCGGUUCUACUGGGUUGGAUAAUUGUCUUCAAGACCCAAAUUUUUUUAACAUUUUUUUGGAUCAUAAAUUUCGAAUCGUGAACGGGAAAGCGAGGUCCCUCAAGAAUGCUGUGACGAUAAUAAAUUGUUUUAUUGCCAAUCAGUCUUUUAAGAAAACGGGAGUAAUUUAGCAAACGUUUAUAACAAUGGGCAUGAUCAUUUAUGUUGAUGUUUUGAACCCUCUUACCCCCAAACUUGUCCUAGAAAUUCUCCCCUCUGGCUCUUAUACAUGUCCUCCAAAAUGAGUGAAGUGAAUUUGAUGUUAGAUCAAGGUUACGCCAUUUAGCUAAUAUUGAUGUAGCAGUUCUGGGCCCAGUUGUUCAAAGGCCGAUUAGCCCUAACCCAGGGUUAAAUUUUAAUCCAGGUUUCUUUAUUUCUUUGUUCAAAAGUCUUUUUGGGAAAAUUUUCACUAUUCUUUUUAGAACAUCUAAUGAUCAAAUUGCAAGCAAAAAUAUUUGAACUGAAUUUUCUAUCAAAGUUUUCAGACCUGAAAUCAAAUUUCACACUAACCCUAGGGUACCUUAACCCAGCUUUGAACAACUGGGGCCUGGGAGUUUAACUAAAGUUAUCCCAACGUUUCUUGGGAAAUUAUUUUUUCAUUUUUGUAAAGUAAGGAGAGACAUUUUGUUUGAUUUGUUGGAAUUUUGUCUCUUUGUUGAAUAUUUGAAAUUAAAAUGCCGUUUGAUAUUUAUCCGCAAGUCAGGUCAAGAAUGAUGUUCUUUGUAUAUUUUUGAUUUUUUUGGCAUCAUUAUUGUACAAUACAUUUUGCUGGGUGAUGUGUUAUUGACAACGAACCUUUUAGAUAUGACAAUGUUAACAUUAACAUGUCAUCUAACUUGAGUUUUAUUUCGAAUGUUCGAAAAAUAAAGCAUCUACGCCG